UUCAUUUUCAUUAAAAAAAAAUAAUCGCAGAAAUUUACAAUAUACUUAAAGAAAAAAUAAAUAUAUUUCAAAUUAAAACAAGAAGUACCCACGCCCCUUUUAAAUGGGAGUAUUUGUAUCUUUAGUUAGAAGCGCUCAGUUGGAAAGCGGUAUGGACUAUGGGCAAGAUUAUCCUCUCGAAACUUUCUCUAUGAAUAGAGGUAACAAAUAUUCGUCCUCCGUGAGUAAAUUUAGAAAACACAAUUCAAACAACAUGAUUACAAGAGGAUCAAUGAUAGAUGGCAAUUGCGAGGGUUUCCAAAGACCUCCAAUGUAUCAUCGACCGCAAGAUAUAGAUACUUUGUGUCAACUAACCAAAUUUUCUAAAAAAGAAAUGAAAAUUUUAUAUCAAGGCUUCAAACAGCAAUGUCCAAAUGGAUCAUUGAAUUUUGACACAUUUAAGGAUAUAUAUGGACAAUUCUUUCCAGAAGGAAAUCCUAUUCAGUAUGCGCAUUAUAUUUUCAACACUUUUGAUAAAAAUCAUUCCGGAUGUGUAGCAUUUGAGGAUUUUGUAAAGGAACUAUCUCUUAUCUGUAAAGGAACUAUGGAAGAGAAAUUAAACUGGGCCUUUAAUCUAUAUGAUAUAAAUGGGGACGGAGUUAUCAGCAAAGAAGAAAUGACGAAAAUAGUAUUUUCAAUAUAUGAACUCUUGUAUAAUGUGAUAGAUGCCCAAGAGCCUAAAGAAAUUAAAAGGGCUCACCAUGAUUUGGAGGUGGUUGUUAAAACCCAUGUCGAUAGAAUAUUUAAAAAAAUGGAUAUAAACAGUGAUGGAUUCGUAUCAUCGGAAGAAUUUAUCAAAUCUUGUAUUAAUGAAGAAAACAUUAAAAAUAUCGCCUAUUUAGACACGAUUUUGAAGUUUUAAUAUUUGUUGUUGGCAAGACAUGAAAAGAUGAAUCGAUAAGGAAUAAAUUGAUUUUAUUGUUUUGUUAACGCGUUUGCAAGGAUACCUAGACCUACUCUAUAUAAAGCGAUCU
Gordionus sp. m RMFG-2023 is the source of this 1013-nucleotide messenger RNA. RefSeq names its product Kv channel-interacting protein 4-like. NCBI's taxonomy places the organism in Eukaryota, Metazoa, Nematomorpha, Gordioida, Chordodea, Parachordodidae. Bases 104 to 901 code for a protein of 265 amino acids. Gene Ontology annotation, molecular function: calcium ion binding. The transcript has 7 exons. The record is from RefSeq and is a predicted model, not a curated record.